Molecule: messenger RNA, 756 nt
Organism: Brassica napus (rape)
Lineage: Eukaryota; Viridiplantae; Streptophyta; Magnoliopsida; Brassicales; Brassicaceae
Product: putative F-box/kelch-repeat protein At4g39756
Exons: 1
Coding region: 1-756 (251 amino acids)
Molecular function (GO): protein binding
Source: RefSeq, a predicted model, not a curated record
AUGUGUAAGGUUGGUUCAGAGUGCUACGCAAUCAAUCGAUACUGUAAUCCAUCUUUCGAUCUGUCGGUCACUAAACCAGGAACUGGCAUCUGGCGAAAAGUCCCCAAAAUGAUGACUGUGGCUCGAGAGGAUCCCAUUGCUUGUGUCCUUGAUGGGAAAAUAUACGUAAUGGGAGGUUGUAGCCAAGAAGAAUCCAAGAAUUGGGGUGAGGUUUACGAUACAAAGACUCAAACUUGGGAAUCUUUACCUGACCCUGGCUUCUACCUACGUGUUUCUACACUUAGGAAAAUGGAAGUGAUGGGGAAAAAGAUCUACGUUAUUAGCAGCAAGAAGAAUACGUAUCAUAUUUAUGAUACCAUAGAAGGUAGAUGGGAAGUUGUAGCACCCACGUUUGAGUGUAGUGUUGUGGUAGACAAUGUAAGGUACUGUUACACUGGUACAAAGUUUAUUUGGUACGAUAAGAAGCAUAAUGGCUCGAGAAGGGUCGACGGUUUGUCGGUACUGGAGAGGCAUUGCCGAGCUGGUAGUGGUCAUAUUGAAAUGGCUAACUACGGUGGGAAACUCUUGAUAAUUUGGGACGAGUUUGUGUAUAAUGCUCGUGAUCGCCAUGAGAAGACGAAUAUUUGGUGUGCUUUGAUUGCGUUUGAGAAGCGGAAUGGUGAUGAAGAAGUUUGGGCUAACGUUGAGUGGGCUAGUAGUGUGCUUACUGUUCCCCUUUCAUGUGUUUUAUUGCGUCAUGUGAUAAAAGCAGUUUGA